GUCGCGGCUACUAACUUUGCGCAUGCGCCCCGGCGCUUGAGUCACCCGCUCGGACUUCCGGUUUGAGAGCUGGACAAGGCCAGAGAGCCUGGCUUGAGGCCGACCGGGGUGGAUGACGCCGGCCCGUGGGCAGAGAUGCGAGUGGGUUGAGGGACCCGAAAGAGAGACACUUCCAGCGGUGGGCCGGAGGGUGCUCUCAGGCCACUUAGCUGGGUCGGAGAUCUCUGGAGGGCAGUACACCACGGCUCCGAGAGUGACCUGGCCGGAGGGAGCGAAGACAAAGAGGCCGAACCCCGCACCCGCGGCUCCCUGAGCUGAGUUCCGCGCCCGCGAACUCCGCAGCACUCGGACCUCCUGGCCUGCACCCGAGCUCGUCCUCAGGAGACCCAUUACUACUGCCCCCUCGGAUUCUCUCUCUCUACCAACUCAGUGCGACUCUCCCCAAGCCCAACCGGUUCUCGCUUCAGGAGCCAAAACCAACUUCUUCCAGUCGCGGUUUCCCGUCACUAGUUUCCGAAUAUUUGUUGAGCAGUUACUUGUGCUGUGAGGAAAAACAAAGACCCAGUUUUCAGUAUUUGAGUUUUGCCUGGGGUGGGAAUUGGUAGUUGUAGAGUCCUAGGGGGCAGGGAAUACGUAGAGGCCUGGGGAAGGACUAUGGAGGUGUACUGGGGAAGAUCAGCUGCAACCCGUGGACAGAGGUUUUUUGUUGCCUUGAGCAGGAUGGCGACUUGCCAUUAGAUCCUGAGCUCCAGGUCUCCCAUGUGGUUCGAACCCACUUUGCAACAUUGGUCAGAACUAAAUGGGAUUAGAUUUGGGGGAGGGGGAAGAGGAGCAGACUACUUUCUUUUCUCUGCUGUAUCUCCAGGCCGCCUUGGGAAAUCGCCCCAAAAUGCAGCUUUUGGAACUUUUCUCUCCAUGCUCAGUUUUGGCUUUCUAUUCUGAAGUUGGUGCUACCUCAGCUGGCCACAUGGAGCAUAUAUUUGGGAAGUCAGGCCAGCAAUGGCAAGACUUUAGACGUAUGAAUAUAUUCCCUCUGAUAGUGCCAUCUCUCUCUACCCUAGGAGGAAACUCUUACAGAGACACUCAUCUGCAGGUGAUUCUCCAAGGCCAUGGGAAGACAGGUGUAAGUUCUGGAACAUAGACCCUUAAGUGGAGGAAAGCUGCUUUCUGCUGUGAAUGAUGGCCAAACCUACUCUGAGAGGGAAUGGCACUAACUCUGAGACCUUCCGACAACGCUUCAGGAAAUUUCAUUACCAGGAGGUAGCUGGUCCCCGGGAGGCUUUCAGCCAACUCUGGGAACUUUGCUGUCGGUGGCUGAGACCAGAGGUGCACACCAAGGAGCAGAUUGUCGAGUUGUUGGUGCUAGAGCAGUUCCUGGCCAUCUUACCUGGGGAGAUCCAGAAGUGGGUGCAGGAGCAAUGUCCAGAAAAUGGAGAGGAGGCUGUGGCACUGGUGGAAGAUUUAGAAAGACAGCCUGGAAGACCUGGACGUUCGGUCACAGUCUCUGUGAAGGGGCAGGAAGUGCGCUUGGAGAAGAUGACACCCAUGAAAUCAUCACAAGAGUUAUUAAGUGUUCAGCAGGAGUCAGUGGAACCCCAGUCCAGGGGUGUACCCAAGAAAGAGAGGGCAAGAAGCCCAGACCUGGGACCACAGGAGCAGAUGAAUCCAAAGGAGAAGCUCAGACCUUUUCAAAGGAGCGGAUUUCCAUUUCCUAAAUCCGGUGUGGUCUCCAAGUUGGAGCAAGGAGAGCCUUGGAUCCCAGAUCUGGGCUCCAAGGAAAAGGAACUCCCAAGAGGCAAUCUCACAGGAGACAGACAAAUGCAUGCUGACCUGUUAGCAUCCAGGAGAGAGAAAAGACGCUGGGUAGAACAGGAUCACUGGGGCUUUGAGGAUGAGAAGGUGGCAGGUGUGCAUUGGGGCUAUGAAGAGACCAGAACUCUCCUUGCAAUUCUUAGUCAGACUGAAUUUUAUGAGGCCCUCCGAAACUGUCAUCGAAACAGCCAAGUAUAUGGGGCUGUGGCUGAGCGGCUCCGGGAGUAUGGCUUCCUCCGGACCCUGGAACAGUGUCGGACCAAGUUCAAAGGUCUUCAGAAGAGCUAUCGUAAAGUCAAGAAUGGCCACCCACCUGAGACCUGCCCCUUCUUUGAAGAGAUGGAAGCCCUGAUGAGUGCUCAGGUAAUUGCCCUGCCCAGUAAUGGCCUGGAAGAGGCAGCCUCUCACUCUGGCUUGGCAAACAGUGAUGCUGAGACUGAGGAGCCAGGGCCAGGGAGUUGGCAGCAUGAGGAUGGAGUAGAAGAGGCCAUGGCUGAAGAGUCUGACAGUGAUGAAAUGGGCCAGAAGGCCAACCUCCAGGACACCAACAACUCAACCGCCCCAGUCCUUUUCCGAAGUCAAAGUGGUGUACACUGGGGCUAUGAAGAGACAAAGACUUACCUUGCAAUUCUUAGUGAGACUCAGUUUUAUGAAGCCCUCCAGAACUGUCACCGCAAUAGCCAGUUGUACGGAGCCGUAGCUGAGCGGUUAUGGGAAUAUGGCUUCCUUAGGACACCAGAGCAAUGUCGGACCAAAUUUAAAAGCCUACAGACAAGCUAUCGGAAAGUCAAGAAUGGCCAAGCACCAGAGACCUGCCCCUUUUUUGAGGAGAUGGAUGCUUUGGUGAGUGCCCGGGUUGCUGCCCCACUCAGUGAUGGCCAGGAAGAAGACACAGCCUCUUUCCCCAUCCAGGAUACCAGUGAAGCAGAAGAGGCCACGGAAGAUUCUGAUGAUGAAGAGGAUACUGAGCUACCCCCGGGGGCUGUUGUGACACGUGCUCCAGUUUUAUUCCAGAGUCCUAGUGGUUUUGAGGCUGGAUUUAAGAAUGAAGAGAAUCUAAAACGAGAUAUUUCUGAGGAAGUACAACUACAUAGGACAUUACUUGCAAGGUCUGAAAGGAAAAUUGUCCGGCAUCUUAAUCGGGACAAAGGCAGUGAGAGUGGAUGUAGAUCAGGAAGACAGUGGGAAAGGACCCCAGGGGAGAGGAGAGGAAAACCCACACUCCCAGAGAGAAGUUUAAGUAAAGUUGUAAGUCAUCAGAGACCUUACUUAGGAGAGAGACCCUAUAAAUAUCUUAGAUAUAGCAAAAACUUUGGUCCAAACUCCCACCUCAUGCAUCAGAUAUCCCAUCAAGUGGAAAAUCCAUAUAAAUGUGCUGACUGUGGAAAAAGCUUCAGUCGGAGUGCACGCCUCAUUAGACACCGGAGAAUCCACACUGGAGAGAAACCGUAUAAAUGUCUUGACUGUGGGAAAAGUUUCCGUGACAGUUCAAAUUUCAUCACCCACAGGAGAAUCCACACAGGAGAGAAACCGUAUCAAUGCAGUGAGUGUGGAAAACGUUUCAAUCAGAGCUCAAGCCUUAUAAUUCACCAGAGAACCCACACUGGAGAAAAGCCCUAUCAAUGUGAAGAGUGUGGAAAGAGCUUCAAUAAUAGUUCUCAUUUUAGUGCACAUCGGAGGAUACACACAGGAGAGAGACCCCAUGUGUGUCCUGAUUGUGGAAAGAGUUUCAGUAAGAGUUCUGACUUACGGGCACAUCACAGAACCCACACAGGAGAAAAACCCUAUGGGUGUCAUGAUUGUGGCAAGUGCUUCAGUAAAAGCUCUGCUCUGAAUAAGCACAGAGAAAUCCAUACACGAGAAAAACUUCUGACACAGUCAGUGCCUAAGUAGUAAGCCCCUGAGGAUCUAUAAGAAAAUAAAGAGCCUCAAUAAAUGUAUUGAAAUUGUUUGGAAAAGUCUUUAAAUAGUGAGAUCCAUCUCCUAUUCUGUGCCCAACUAGCUUAGGAAAUACUCUAGAAUUUACCUCACUGUUCCAGUUUCUCCUGGAUCAAAUUCCCAUGGCAGUCAUCUUAAGAAUGAAAGGAAGAUUUCAAUCCCUCUCCACGCCUGCAUCUGAACUGACAGGUAACAUCUUUCCUAUGUUGUUCCCUUAACAGAAAGGUCAUGGUAGUAGAUCCUGUGAGUCUGACAUGUACCCUUCUUUAUUCAUCUUGUUUAUCACUGCAACAGCAUUCAGGGAGAAGAUGUGAGACUUUUCUUAUUGAGUGGGUCUAGCUCUUUAUACAGUAAUAGAAAUACAAAAAAGAAUGACUCUUCGUGCUCACUUAAGCCUGUGCCCAGAAUGAAAUACAGAUGGUCCCCAACUUAUAGGAGUUUGACUUUGUGAUAGUGCAAAUGCAAUAUGCAUUCACUAGAAACCAUCUAGGCUAUGAUAUUUGGUGGCUUUAAAGACAUUUUUUACUUAUCAUAUGUUCAAUUUAUGAUAGGCUUAUCUGGACAUAACCUCAUUGUAAGUAGAUAGACAUCUGUAUUUGUCAUGAACUGUUCAUCUACCUUGAAGAAGGAGAGUUUAAUGUCCAUCUUGGUUCUGACCUAUGAAUCUUAUAAAGAACCUAGGUGUUCUAUAUGGGGAAACAAUGUAACUUUGUAUAAAUAUUGAGGUGUAAACCCUGUAUUUCUUAGUUUCUUCCAAGCCCUAGAAAAUGUGGAAUAGAAGCAUACUGCAUUUACAGUUCUAGUUUGACUUUUUUGUGUUCCAUCUCAUUUGAAUUUCAUCUGUCCCUUGUGGUCCAGAAGCCCGAAGAGCAAGGUAGCUGGAUGUCAUGAUUGGGAAAGCAGUUAAAGCAAUUAUAGACAGGGAACUGUCUAUGUUCCACACACUCCAAACACCUAGCAUACUGUUAGAUACCCUGUGGGUGUUCAGUACUGACCUACAGUGAGCCAAAGCCACUGCCACAUUCCCAUGGAUGAGAAGACAGACCAAUCCAACAACUCUUUACCCUAAUGGCAAGGAGGACAGAUUAUCUUUGGUUAGUUCAGUUGCAUACAUGCACAUGCAUAUAUUCAACCGUACCCAUCUAUUUUUAAAAGCAGGUCUUCACACCUAAGUGUAAUGCUGAUCUUUAUAAUCAAAUAGUUUUACAUUAAUUACCCAUAUGUUCAUAGUAAUAUGAUGAACUCUAUAUAGCACAAAUUAAAUAGUCCUUGUCUUUAUACAAUCUAAAAUGACACUGGCAUGGACAAAUAAUAAGUAUAUGUGUAUACCUGAAACAGUUUUAAAACUAGCUAGUAACACUGCAUAAAUAUUAAGGUCUAUUGCAUUAGAGUUUGGAAAAAUCUGGGAGGUAUUUUCUUCUCUUUGUUCAGGAAGGCUUUGUGAAGCAGGAAGUGUUCAAAGGAGGGAAGAUUAUUGGGUAAAUUAGGGUGAGAUGAACAUUCCAAAAGUGAGUACUGAGUGGAUGAGACAUGGGAAUAUUGGGGAGCAAGGUGUUUUGUGCAGAUGGAGCAGAGGGCAAAGGAGAAACUGUAAGGAAGGUUAGACAAAGCUUAGAGCAGCACAAAAUUUGAGAACAGUGUAAUAUGGGCUGUGCCGGAGGCAGAGAAAGAAACAUGGAGUACCAGAGGCAGAUCAGGAGGUGAUGCUCCCAUCAUCUACAGUAAUUCAGGUGCUCUGCUGUACUUAUUAAUAAGGAAACAGCUGGUUGCUGCUGGAGAAGAAUGAACAGCUAUAGUGGAUUAGCUCCUAUGGAAAACAAGGGUCAGAAACUGCAGUAUUUUGAGAAGAUACUUCUUUAAUGGGCAGGUCAGGAAAGAACUUGAGUAGAUGGCCAGUGCAAGGCCUUGGAUAAGUAGCUGUUUCACAUUUACACUGAAUCACAGUCCUAUGGCUGGGAUGAGGUCUUGGAGAGGAGAGGGGAGAUUGAAUAUUAUGUAAUUCACAGUUUACUGUUUUAGAUGAGGGAUUAAUUAGGGUUCUGGUGUUGAGGGGUCCUGGUACAAAGAUUCUAACAUUUAUUAAGAAUUAAAGGGAGGUUGUAUUUCCAUUAUAUUUCCUAAGCAGAUAGGAAGAUAUAAGAAACACCAGUCUAAAGCAGUGCUUCAGGAUCUGAGAUGGUUUAGAAAGUGUACUAUUGUUUUUUUAAAAUGAGAGGAUUCUACCUUUAGUAUGUCUGUGCAUAGUCUUGUGGGAAAGCAAGUAGUUGGGGUAUCAACAGAUAUGAAUUGUGGUUCCAGAUGUCUUAUGUGUAAGUCAACUUGCCUCCAAUUCCCUUUCUGUAAAGCAGAAUAAUAUUUACACCUUAAUCUGCCUCUCAGGGAUACCAUGUUAAUAAAAAUUAUAUUUAUAAAGUG
This is a messenger RNA of Artibeus jamaicensis (Jamaican fruit-eating bat), 6165 nucleotides long. RefSeq names its product zinc finger and SCAN domain containing 29 (gene ZSCAN29). Bases 1177 to 3705 code for a protein of 842 amino acids. Gene Ontology annotation, molecular function: DNA-binding transcription activator activity, RNA polymerase II-specific; RNA polymerase II cis-regulatory region sequence-specific DNA binding. The record is from RefSeq and is a predicted model, not a curated record. Gene Ontology annotation, cellular component: nucleus. The transcript has 5 exons. Gene Ontology annotation, biological process: regulation of transcription by RNA polymerase II. NCBI's taxonomy places the organism in Eukaryota, Metazoa, Chordata, Mammalia, Chiroptera, Phyllostomidae.